Cuscuta campestris is the source of this 1151-nucleotide messenger RNA. The record is from the annotation of a GenBank genome assembly. Lineage: Eukaryota; Viridiplantae; Streptophyta; Magnoliopsida; Solanales; Convolvulaceae.
AAUACUCCGUAUUUGGUUGGAGAAAGUUUCUUAUAUAAACAUCAUCAUCAUCAGCAUCACUCAAAAAGACAAGGAGGUUUCUUGAAUCUGGUAAUGAUAGUUGAUUCCACAGCUGCUCUAAAGCGAAGGAGGUUCUCAACUGCUGAUCCCAUGGAAGCUGAUUCCGCCAAGGCAAAGCUUGCAGCUGCAAAGGAAAAAUUUGGCCGUGAAAUCCGUGUCUUCCCAACAAUAACUGAAUCCCUGUCCUCAAGUGAUAUCCCUAACAAUGACGAAUCAGAAGACUUCUAUGAGUUUACAGCAGAUGAUUACUACCGUUUAUUGGCAACCAAGAAGGAAGAUAAGUAUUUGAAGACUCAGAAAAUAAGGGAAGCAGAACAAGCUGCUCGCAGAUCAAAAAUAACUAAGACUGCAAUCAGAGUGAGAUUUCCUGAUAAUUUCACCUUGGAGGCAUCAUUUCAUCCAUCAGAGACAAUCCAAGACUUGGUUAACCUGCUCACGAAAGUGGUUGCUAGGCCGGAUUUGCCUUUCUAUUUGUAUACUACUCCUCCCAAGAAGCAGAUAAAAGACAUGUCGCAGGAUUUUUACUCUGCCGGUUUUGUUCCUGGUGCAAUUGUAUACUUCUCGUAUAAUGCAGCAAAGGGUGAUGAUGGUGCCCAUGGUCAGCACUACCUCCAAGAGGAGAUAUUGUCUUUGCAAGGGUUGGAGUCUGCUAUAACAAAGCAGCCGGAUGAAGUGGUUCCUGAGCUGCCGCCUUCGGUAGCUGACAACCACACUCCUCACACUCCUCAAGAGCAAAAACCUGCUGAGAAAAAGAACAUCAAGCCAAAAUGGUUAAAAAUGUAGUAUGGAUUUCAGGUGAUUUAAGUAAAAGGAGCGGAUCGCAGUGAACUAGACAAAAAAAAAGCAGCAAGCCUUUUCUCUCAUUACAGUUUGUAAUGCAUUCCAAAGACGCGUUCAAUGUGACCGUAAUUGUAUAAUGAAUGAUGCUUUUCUAGUCUCCCCUUCUCAAAUUUGUGGUAUCUAAAUUGCAGUUUGCAGCAUUUGUGCAAUUUCCUUUUGUUUGCUGUCUAAAUUUGGUUGCCCACCACGAGUCUUUUAUGGUCAAUUCACCCCUCCUUAAAUUAGUGAUAAAUUAAAUUUUACGUUCUUUC